This is a messenger RNA of Aspergillus ochraceoroseus IBT 24754, 1074 nucleotides long. RefSeq names its product Rab family GTPase YPT6. The record is from RefSeq and is a predicted model, not a curated record. The transcript is spliced from 5 exons. The coding region runs from base 63 to 692 and encodes 209 amino acids. Gene Ontology annotation, molecular function: GTPase activity; GTP binding. NCBI's taxonomy places the organism in Eukaryota, Fungi, Ascomycota, Eurotiomycetes, Eurotiales, Aspergillaceae.
GCCCUCAUUUCCCACCGUAGACUUUCACUACCCCUAGUUUCCCAUUCUCUGCCUCUAUCGCCAUGGCUUCGACCUCUGGAGUAGGGUCGUAUUCGAACCCUUUGAAAAAAUUCAAGCUAGUAUUCUUGGGUGAACAAAGCGUGGGGAAAACGUCGUUGAUUACCAGGUUCAUGUACGACUCGUUCGACAACACAUAUCAGGCGACCAUUGGAAUUGACUUCUUGUCAAAGACGAUGUAUUUGGAGGAUCGAACCGUUCGACUUCAGCUCUGGGAUACGGCCGGCCAAGAACGAUUCCGAUCCUUGAUUCCUUCCUAUAUUCGUGACUCGAGCGUAGCCGUUGUUGUGUAUGAUAUUUCCAAUGCGAAAUCUUUCCAGAACACCCGCAAGUGGAUCGAUGACGUACGGGGCGAGCGGGGAAACGAUGUUAUCAUCGUGCUCGUGGGCAACAAGACCGACUUGAGCGAUAAGCGAGAAGUGACAACAGCACAGGGUGAGGAGGAAGCCAAGAAGAAUGGUCUUAUGUUCAUCGAGACUAGUGCGAAAGUUGGGCAUAACGUGAAGCAGUUGUUCAGGAGGAUAGCUCAAGCGCUGCCGGGAAUGGAAGGGGAAGCCACCCGGGGGGAGAGCCAGAUGAUUGACGUUAAUAUCAGUCCCAAAGAGACCACGAACAAUGAUGGAUGCGCCUGCUAGAUGCUAUUUGGAAGCCUAUCGCCUUGGUCACUACCUACCUCACCUCUGCCAGCGUAAUUGCUUGGAUCUCAAUGAUGAUGUUUGAGAUUGUUUAUAAUAUCUGAUUUUCUUAAGAUGUACAUUUUUCCUUUUGCUUGUCAGUUGACUAGCGUGCCUAGAUGAACUCUUCUCGCUUCUGCUUCUCCUCCUGCUAUCUUCCAGUUGAAUGAAGCUUAAUCGAGGUUGGCGUUGGUUGCAUGUCAGUAUUCAGUGUUUUGUCCCAAGUAUAGUAUUCCAGACUUAAACGGUGCGAGUAUGUAUUUGGUGUUCAAGUCAAGUGUAAUUCUACCCGCCAGCCAUUAUGUACCUACAUAUAAUAUUAUAUAUUCACAUUAAAACAUCC